Messenger RNA from Macrosiphum euphorbiae (potato aphid), 1149 nucleotides. Lineage: Eukaryota; Metazoa; Arthropoda; Insecta; Hemiptera; Aphididae. The record is from the annotation of a GenBank genome assembly.
AUGUCGUUUGUAAAGAGCAAAAUCAAGCGGUUUAACGAAGUCUCGAGUUGUGCACCACCACCUGGAACAUAUGAUCCAAAAAGUCCAUGUCCAAAACUUGUUAAAGGUUCAAAAUUUGACAAAGCGGAGAGAUUUAAAGAACCUUCUGUCCCACAAACUGCCAAAAAAAUUGUAAAAGUUCAUUCAACGUUUAAAAUCGGAUCUAAUUUCAGUUCGCAAAGUUCAGUUUACACAGAAUGUUCUAAAAAAUCUAACAAAACUGUAGAAUCUGAUUCAACAAGAAUUGGUUCGACAAAAAUAAGAGCUAAACGUCUUUUGGAAUUGAAAAAAUUAGACUCCAACCUUACUAAAGCUCUUGUUGAAAUUGAAAAACUAGAUGAUUCUAAAAGUACCACUGACACGUGUAAAGACUACAUUAAUACAUGUCGCAGUGCUUGCUCAGAGGCAUUGGAAAACCGUGUAUGUAGGAUGGUCAUUGAAAACUCUCAAGCUGCUUUAUAUGCAGUUUGCGAUCGUUUACGCGAAACAUGCAAACAUAAUGAACAUUUACAGAAUGAAACUGCACGUUUGCGAGAAGAAAUUGGUGAAAAAAAAUCCUUUGAAAAAUUGGCCGCUGAUCAAAUUGCCAUUGUUGAACAUAAACUUACUGAAAAAGUUAAUGAUUAUAUGAAGAUUUCUGAGGCAGUCAAAGAUAAAUGGUUAACUAAAAUGAGAUAUAUUUUGGUUGCUCUGGAUGAAUUAGAAUCUAUGGUUGAUGGUGAAGUAAAAGAAAUUAUUCAAAAACUUAAACUGGACAUUGAAAAUACAGAUCCAGAAGGUCCAAACUACAAACAACUUUUAGAGAAAUAUGAGAAGACCCUUGACAGAAACAUUCAACUUGAAGAAAUUGCUAAAAAACAUGACGAUUUGGAAAGAAAAAUAAUUGAUUUGACAAAUGAAAAGAAUGCAAUGGCAGCUAAAUUACAAAUUAAUAAACUAAAGACAACUGGUUUAUCAAAGAACCGUUUAGAUGCUUUGGCUACACCUCGCAGACGUGUUGAUGCUGAAAAUAUUGCCCCCAAAAAUAAAACUUAUGUACUUAAAAAUAAUACUUUUAACACUGUGAAACCAGUUGCUCAGUCUUCUCCAUUGAGAGAAAUGAACUGGUAA